AUCCGGAAUUGUCACGUGUAAAAACAAACGUGCGAAAGUGUUCCUGCUUUAAGUUUGGUCCUUUGUGCUUAUCUGUUUGUUGAUUUCAUGAAAUACUUGCCAGUAUUCAGAUAAAUGCUUCAGUUGUAGUAGUUAACUUCAGACACGUUCAAUAGAACCAACUGCCCCCGUCCUCAGGAUCAAUGGCGUCCUGUGGCACUGACUGGAUAACAUCCUGUUCCAACAUCAUGUUGUCUAGCACAGCACUGUACUCUUCCUACAAACUCUUUAAGGAUCACAGGGCUUCUUCAGUAGGUCUCUUCCUGCUCGGACUCUCUGCAGCACUUUGCAUCUUGCAUCCCUCCAGCUCAUACCUCACUUCUAUCCAGAAAGAAGCAGAGUGGGCCAGUGAGGUUCUGGCUCCGGCGCUGGUCUCCUUUGACUUCCUGUGGCUCAGUGAAGACCACAACACGGCACAUAUUCUCCUGUGUGGCUCCUGUCUGCUGCUUGGGCUGUAUGACUGGCUCUCAGCAGAUGCUCUCACAAUGAUGACACGCUGCCUGGGAGUGUCUUCCCUGUCCUGCUGCCUGAUAGUGUGUCUAUUUGCAGCUAACGCUUUAGGGGCCUUGGGCGGUGUGGCCCUCAGUCUCCCGUUGGUUGUGGCUCCGGGGGUCGGAACAAACACUUUUGCAGCACUCAUUUCUCCAGCUGCAACUGAGGGACUCAUCAAGUGGCUUUUAAAAUGUUCCAUGUCUGUUGGCUGUUGGGCCUCCACACGAGCCCUCAGCAAGUUUCUGUUGGAUGUGAAUGACCGAAGUAACAUAGGCAUGUAGUUCAGUAGGCAUCUGUAUGAUUAGUCAGGAUCUGUGUAUAUUUAUGGACUGCCACAUAGUACCAAAUGACGAAUUGGGUCAAUGCAAAAAUGAAUGUGUCUAACUUAAAGGGAUAGCUUGGAAUUUUUGAAGUGGGGCUCUAUGAGGUACUUAUCAAUACUCAUAGUUUUACCUGCAGUAGAUGGCGGCUGGCGUGUCACCAGUUUGGAGAAGCAUGGAGUUGUACUGACACAGAGGAGGAUGUGCUUCUACUUAAAUCUACUUAAGGUAAUAAUUACACUGAAUAUGGAUACAUACAGACUCACUUCAAAAAUCCUGAACUAUCCCUUUAAAAGCAUUUCAGGACAUUUAUUAGAAUACUUGACAUGAGUUAACUUUAUUGACAUUGCCAAUACAACAAAUGUUGUUUGGAAUUUGCCAUGUUGAGCUCAUAGUGCAACAGAACAGACAGGACAACGUUCAACACAACAUACUACUAAUAAAAUCUUUUAAUGAAAGUUUCCAGACAAAAAAUGGCUACAGUUCUGAUAGUGGCUUAAUCAUGCAAUUACUAAUUAUUGAUCAAAAAUGCCACACGAUGGCUGGUUCCUGCUUCUCAAAUGUGAGGAACUAAUAAAAAUAUCCUUGGUUUCAAGUGUGUUAAUCUGACAAAACAAGCAAUUUGAAGACUUCCCCUUGGGUUCUGCGUUAUGACCGGCAUUUUAAAUUAUUUUCUAAUGCCUUAUAAAUGACAUUAUUAAUUGAUAAAUCUGAAAAACUAUUGAUAGAUUAAUGGAAAAUGAAAAACAAAUCGUUAGUUGAAGCUCUAGUUCCUGAAUUGGAGGCUGUGUGCACUAAAGUAUAACAUGCAUUUACAAAUGGACGUUUAAGGACAGAUUACAAACUAUUCCUGAGCAAAACAAUGAAAACAUUAAUAUUAAAAUAACUGAUUCUGAUGCAUUUUCAUUUUUAAGAAUGUUUAACUGGCUGGACUUAAUCUGAGGCCACUGACAUCCUGUACACAUCUCUCUAGUAACAGCUGCCUCAGAGUCUGGUCGUAUGUGUUCUUGCAGCCUCAGCAGUAUCACUGUUUAAAUAUCUGCAGUGGUCUGAGCUCUUGGCCCGUUCUUACCUCAUUAUGCCAAUGUGAUAUUUCUUUUGUAUUACUUCCUUUUUUUUCAGUAACAGAAAUGACCUCAUCUGUUUGACUCACCGUCACUUAAAUGAGGCCUGUAUAACUUUGUUUGUCCACCAUGUUGUCCUUGCAAGAUAUUGAUAUUCUUUACAGAGAUGUGUAGUGCCCACUGCAGAUUCUCUCUCAGGAUUUCAGAUAUGUGAGCCGCUGCCUCAGCAGUUUUGCUGCAGUAUACGUACAAGUAUCUAUGGCUCGGUGCCUGUCUGUGGGUCAAUACCUUUGUCAGGGCACAGGUGACAAGGGAUAUUUUUAAGAUGUGCACACUCAUUUUGUGCAUGUUUGUGAGUCUUGGGUGUGAUAAUUGUAGUGACUGUGCUUUUUUGUACUGAUUCAUCAUUCAGUUCACGCCUUUUUGAGGGGCUAUGUGGAAGUGUCAGAUGUUGUACUUUUAUUUAUUAUUUUAUUGCUAUUUUCUUAACAGAAAUUGUUAAUAUUAACUAAAGGAAGAUAAAGUCAAAAGUCUGCAGUUUCUGAUCUUUAUGAACCCCCCCCAGCUCAAUAGCUCUCCACACUGUAUCAGUCAUUCCACCACUGCAGCGGCUUUAAGAAACUGCACUGAGCAUCCUCGCUGCAGAUGGAGCCUGUAGAUGGAGCAAAGUGGAGAAGAGGAGGAGGAGAAGGAGGAGAAAGGGGAGGAGAGAGAGCGGCAGAGAGGGAGUCACACAGGAGCUGCACAUAGGAGCUGGGAUGCUGUUGCAGCUCAGAGAACAAGCGCUGCAUGGGAGGAUUUGUCAUUGACAACACAGAAAGUGUGAAAGGGGAAUACAAAUGACUGGAAUGUCAGAUCGCCAAAGAGGAGAAGAUAUGUGAUCAGGUAAAGAAGAUAAAGCAUUAUGCAUGAUGGGAUGGGGAGACCAGGAUCAUCAUCUUGCAUCCUUUGAUAAUUAUUAUUCUUGUGUGUUAAAAUAUAAUCAGGGUAAGAAGUAGAAUUUUUGUCCGCUUUCUUCUGCACCAUGAGAAAGGUGUGUGAAUACUGAGGUUGAUUGUCAUUUACAGGGACUCUUGGACAGCGUGGAGAUGUACGCCUUCUACUCUCUUUUAGUGUACAUCUUCUACACUGUCUUUAAGAAGGAGGAGGAUGAGGUGGAAGCCUUGGAGGGGGCGUGUGGAGCUUCCUCAGACGAGCCAGGUCCUGUUUCCAUGGAAACAGGGAGCAGGAGGAAAGAUGGCCACACCUCUAAACUGGGGAAAAAGGCUUGUGCUCGGCUUAGUGAGUCAAGCAGUAGCAGUGACAGUGAUGAAAUGUCUCAGAGUGAUGAAGAUGAGAAAGAUGGCCCUGACAUCCCAGCAUGCACUCCUCUUGCUGCCUUUUUGUCCUUCAAACAAGAGGCUGAAAAGAGGAGGGCCUCGCACGUUCAGCUGGAAACAACGGGAAAGUUGUCAGAGUCUCCCCUGGUGGCAGUGAUGUCCCACUUGCUGACUUUUCUGGAGCAGUACUCCCACUUCCAGCAGCUGCAGCAGCAGGCCGACCAGUACCGGGUCCAGCUGAAGAGGCACCGCGUCCAGCACCGCCACCAGAUGAAGGCCCUGCGAGCGUCCUACCGGCAGCACCUCAGGGAUAAGAACAGCAUCAUCAGCAGCCUGGAGGAGGCAAUCAGCCAGCAGCAGACCCCCAGUCCACCGAGUGAGGGUGAGUCCAGCAGUGAUGUAGGGACACAAGCCGGGAUUCACAGGCUGGUUGAGUCUCUGUACGGUCUGCAGGGUGAGAGGAGUAAGCUGAGGGGAGAACUCCGUUUGCUGCACUCACAGCUGGAACAGAAGGACAGAGACAGACACUCUCGCAUACUGGCCUUUCAACAGCAGAUUGAUGAGCUCAAGAGUUGCAUAGAAGAGCGCGAGGAGGAGCUGUCAAGACUGAGAACAGCCACCGGGGCAACAGACUCGGAGAAGCGGGUGUUGUGUCUGUCAGCAGAGAAUGAGAGUCUGAAACAGAACCUGAGCGUUACCCAAGGCCUCCUGCAGCAGCUGUCAACCAUCCCCUCCCAGUCCAGCACCAUGCUCAUCAAGGAGAAUGAAAACCUCCGCAGCAGAGUGCAGCAGCUGGAGAUAUGCCUUCAGCAGCGUGCUGACCAGCUGUCACACCUGGAGCGACAGAGCGAACAAAGUGAGUGGAGGAGAGGAGAAGAGCUGAGGAAACGAGAGGACCGAGUGAGGGAGCUGCAGCUGGAGUUGGACAGGGAGAGAGGCAAGGAGCCAGUGGUGAAGUAUGUCACCCAGACUGUGGAGGUGGAAUCACCUGCAACAUUAAAGCAUCUGACUAAAGCCAGACAGAGGAAUGAGCUGCUAUCCGAAAAGCUGUCCAAUCAGAAUGAGCGGUGCAAGCAGCUGGAGGAACAAAUCAGGAAGUCCGAUGAAUACAGUUGUAAUCUGCAGCACAAGAUUGCAGCAUAUGAGAGAGAAAUCAGUAAACUGAGAGAGGAGCUGCUGAAAGAGAUUGGCCACUUGGAGGAGAGGAAGGAGGAAGCUGUGAAGGCAGCCGCCAACUGCUCAGCGGAGCACUUUCAGAACCUGCAGGACCAAUUCUUCAGCUUGCAGAAGCGUCUGACAGCACUCCCUCCCACUUUACGCUCCAUAAAGACAGACUACAGCAGUCUGAGGAGCCAGGUCCGAAACUUCUCUGACUUUUACGGAGCAGCUAUUAACGAAGCAAAAAAACAGAUUUCAGCAGCUAUCAGUGAGAUGUCUGAAGCCAAUAAAGAUCUACUGGAGAAAUAUCGGAAGGAGGUCGCACUGCGCAGGAAGUACCACGAGCAGCUGGUGGAGCUUAAAGGUAACAUCCGCGUGCUGUGUCGCGUGAAGCCUGUGCUGAAAGAGGACCAGCAUGAGGAGGGCCAGUCUGUGGUGGUGACGACGGACCCCAACAACGAGUCCUCGCUCAAUGUGCUGAACAAAGGAAAAGGUCGCAUCUUUGAACUAGACAAGGUCUUCCACCCUCAAGCCACACAGGAGGAGGUCUUUCAGGAGAUCGAGCCUCUUGUGACGUCCUGCAUCGAUGGCUACCAUGUCUGCAUAUUUGCUUAUGGACAGACUGGCUCUGGAAAAACAUACACAAUGGAGGGAAGUGUGGAGAACCCAGGCAUCAACCAGCGAGCCCUGAAAUAUCUUUUCAGUGAGAUCGAAGAGAGGAAGGACAUGUGGUCUUACACUGUCACUGUCAGCUCUGUGGAGAUCUACAACGAGGUGCUAAGAGACCUGCUCAGUAAGGACGGAGAGAAACUGGACAUCAAGAUCAACCCGGACGGAACAGGACAGCUGCACGUCCCGGGCCUCAGGGUCAUUGAGGUUAAGAGCUUUCAGCACAUCAAGAAGAUUUUAGCCACAGCCCGAAGAAACAGGAUCACCUUCGGCACUCAGAUGAACCAGCACAGCUCCCGUUCCCACGCUCUGCUCUGUAUCACCGUUCAGGGAACUGACCUCGCCACCGGGUCCAAAACCACUGGCAAGUUGAACCUGGUGGACCUGGCUGGUUCGGAGAGGGUAUGGAAGUCUGGAGCAGAGGGAGAGAGGCUGAAGGAGGCCCAAAAUAUCAACCGCUCCCUGCUGGCACUGGGGGACGUAAUUCAGGCACUGAGAGCUCGGCAGACUCAUAUCCCUUUCAGGAACUCCCGCCUUACGUACUUAUUACAAGACUCCCUGGGCAAAGGCAGCAAGACUGUCAUGGUUGUGCAGGUGUCUGCUCUGGAGAGCAAUGUGGGAGAGACACUGUGCUCACUGAAAUUUGCCCAAAGGGUGUGCAAGGUGGAACUGGGUCCUGCAGCCAGGAAGAUUGAAUCUGGUGGAGGACUGUGCGACUGACAGCCUUGAAUCAGCCACUUCCUGUUUGCAGUAAUCGACAGGAAGCCAUGAAUGCACCAGUCAGAUUAUCACCCACCCUGCCAACCAACCAUCACGCUACAAUAUCAACAAGAUCAACAGCAAUCCUGCUCAAGGGCUAAAUCUGUGGAGGUCUGUGUGGCACCCGAAAGCCAACCUUUGAUUGAGGAUAGGUUUUGAGGAUAUUGGCCUCCUCCUUGCCAUUUUCUGCUUCUGACAAGUGUUAACCAUUUACCAUUAGAUAAUCUGCAUGCAGGAAUAUUUAUUCUUCCACUUUGAGUGCCAAAACAUCCUCUGCCUGCCCUACGGAGUAAUAUGUGACGUUUCCUUUUAUUAAAUACCAAAAUCCACAAUUUAACAGCCUCUGGAGGCUUUUCUCCCUGAUCACAGCAUUUAGAACAGCAUCAUGUUCAAAUAGGUUCAACAAGCUUCCACAGCCACAAUAUCAACACUUCCGUUUUUGCAGUAUUAAUCACCUGGCUAUAAAUGUCUGUAGUUUGUGAGCUUCAUCUCUGAUAUUGUAUAUUUUUGAAGGUUGUAGUGUGGUAGGAGAAUCUGUUUUAUAGCAAAGGUAUGGGCUAUUAACCAUUUCAAUGACACACAAGUCACAUUUUAGUGUAGUUUUUGUGAACUUCAGAAGAGCAGUGACUGUACGCUGUUUCUUUUCUUCUCUAGAGAAUAUUUUGCCUUUUGAGAAAAGAGUAAAGAUAACGACAGUAGCAGGUGGCCUUGUAUUAAGAGUGGUAAUGCGCAGUGCAAUAUCUUCCUUGUUGAGAAGACAGUUUGGGCCUAUGUGGACAGAAGAUGCACUUUAUUGUGAAAGGAGUGUUUUAGUCCAGAACAGGUAUUUAGGUGCUUGCAUUAGAUAUCACUUGUGAAUGUCAUAUCAAAAGCAGCUUAUUGUUAUCUGUUCAUCAUUGUUCCUGUAUUUAUCACCCAUUGAAUCAAAGCUAAUCUUUGAUUCAAGUGUAGCCAGACAUUAAUGUUGCAGUAAUUACAAUAGCAGUCACUUCAUGAUGAUUAGGGUGUAACUUUUCAGAUAGUUUUCUGAAUAAAUAUGAUGUAUUUAAAAA
Micropterus salmoides (largemouth bass) is the source of this 6872-nucleotide messenger RNA. RefSeq names its product kinesin-like protein KIFC3. Gene Ontology annotation, biological process: microtubule-based movement. NCBI's taxonomy places the organism in Eukaryota, Metazoa, Chordata, Actinopteri, Centrarchiformes, Centrarchidae. The record is from RefSeq and is a predicted model, not a curated record. The transcript is spliced from 20 exons. Gene Ontology annotation, molecular function: microtubule motor activity; ATP binding; microtubule binding. The coding region runs from base 3004 to 5781 and encodes 925 amino acids.